Messenger RNA from Pelobates cultripes (western spadefoot toad), 327 nucleotides. The record is from the annotation of a GenBank genome assembly. Lineage: Eukaryota; Metazoa; Chordata; Amphibia; Anura; Pelobatidae.
AUGAUGAAAUGGGGAGAAGAACCCAAAAACAGCCAGCGGGAGCACCCAAAGACACCCAAGAUAUCGGGACCCGACCCAGAAACCAGCUCCAACUGCUCAGCGAUGAGUCCGGAGGACCAGGGGGAAUAUAAGCAGUCCCAAUCACCACAUUUACCGCAAGCCAAGGGUGAUGAUCUGGCCCCGGCCACUAAACAUGACAUCCGGCAAUUGCUCCUGGAGAUAAAACAAAUGUUUGACUCUGACAUAAACUUGGCCCGGACAGAGAUACAAGCUGGGACCACAAGAGUUCAGGCCACGGAAGACGACAUCAUGGACUUAUGCCAAGAG